This is a messenger RNA of Penicillium cataractarum, 1443 nucleotides long. RefSeq names its product Zn(II)2Cys6 transcription factor domain-containing protein. Bases 1 to 1443 code for a protein of 480 amino acids. Gene Ontology annotation, biological process: regulation of transcription by RNA polymerase II. Gene Ontology annotation, molecular function: DNA-binding transcription activator activity, RNA polymerase II-specific; zinc ion binding. Lineage: Eukaryota; Fungi; Ascomycota; Eurotiomycetes; Eurotiales; Aspergillaceae. The transcript is spliced from 3 exons. The record is from RefSeq and is a predicted model, not a curated record.
AUGCGCCAGUCCGAGAGCCGCCAGGACCCGCCUGCGCCUAUGCAGGGGCAAAAGAUUGUCUUCCGGAUCCCAAACUACAAAUCAAAGACAGCGCUACCGCAUGGGUCUACGGAACAGCCGGCUGAGCGGGCCUAUCAUUCUCGUCGGUCCCAUCGGAAGUCUCGUGGUGGGUGUGGCAAUUGCAAGCAGCGGAGGGUUAAAUGUGACGAAACGAAACCCCAAUGUCUACGUUGUCAAAAACAAAAACUCGAUUGCGAUUACACGACUCCACUCGUCCGCUCUAAAGCCCAGCAUGAUAUGAUUUCUCAAUUCUUCAUAACAUGUCCGGAUCUGAUGUCCCGAGAAUCUCUAUCUUCAUCUAUGUCCCUGGUACUUGUAGCAGAGAAACUCAUUGAAGUGCUCCAACUCAGUUCAGCUGCUUCCGGGCCCGGUCUUAAAUCCCGUCCAGGCUCGCAGUCAACGGGUCGUCUCUUAGAAGCUCUCCAGCACUUUAAUCUAACCACAGUGGCGAAUUACUCUUCUCAGAAGAGUCCCUCGAAAAUGGAUACAAUGAGAAUAAAGAUGACUCAACUUGCUUUCGAGACACCAUUCCUAAUGCACGCCAUCAUCGGUACCGCAACCACCCACCUGUGCAGCGUCAUCCCAGAUAACAGCCAAUACCGAAUAACAGAAGCCCACCACUGGGCCCAAGCCAUCCGCCAAUACUCGACCGAAGUAUCCACAGGCAUAAACAAGGAAAACAUGGACAAACUCUACUCAACCUGCAUCCUCCUCACAGUCCACUCCUUCAUGCUAGACACAUUCAACCCACGCACCUCCUUCGUCUUCUCCAACGACCCCACGGCCCUAAACUGGCUCCUCCUCCAAUCAGGACUACGCUACCUCCUCGAACGCACGCGACCCUGGAUGUCAGAAAGUAUAUGGUACUCUACAUUCAUGGACUCGCGGACUCCGCAAAUAGACUUUGAAGAUGACCGGCCCGGACGGGUAGGUUUAGAUCCCGAUUUCGCAGAUCUAUGCGGAAUCAACGAGGACUCUACCGUGGAGAAUAAUCCGUAUCUCUGGCCGUUGCGGAUGUUGACGUGGUUGCUUAUUCUGGAAAUGUCGCCGAAGAGUUCGCAGACGUAUAAUAUGUGGAUGGGCCGGUUGGAGCCGGAGUAUUAUGAUUGUUUGUUGGCGAAGGAUCCGCCGGCGUUGGUGCUGCUUGCUUGGUGGUUGGCGCUUAUUUGUCAUGUUGAUGAGUGGUGGAUGGAGAAUCGGGCUCGUUCCGAGUGUACCGCUAUUUGUAUGAUGUUGGAGGAUAGUCUGGAUCCGUUGGUGCUGAAGUUGUUGGAGUUUCCGGCUGAGUCUUGUGGGUUUCUGUUACGGCAUGUGCAGGAGAGGACUGCGCUUGAGCUUUUGGAUGAUAUGCCGCUGGGGUUGUCAAUAGAGGCAGGUCUAUAA